AUUUCUGGCCGAAACUUGGACAAAUUCUCCAAAACCCAGGGGCCCAUGAAUAAUGUCUGUCGGAAUUGUCGUGGUUCGGAUGUUGUAGUGGAGACCGAUCUGGGUCUUCGUUUCGAAUCCUACCGCCUCGCAUUGACUUAGUUCAUCCUUUAUCUCAAAAUUGAGUUGUGCGUCUCUGCAGAUGAAUAUAUGUAAAGCUAUGGUUUCUGUUCGUAGACAAUGCAGUAGGGAGGAGCUGCAAACAUGGACUGCUGGUGAUUAUUUUGGAUCGUGAGGAAAGAUUCUACGCUGCCGUUAUGUUCUUCCGUACGGCAGCUUAUGUUUGGAUGUUAGAAUUUCGGAUUUAUUGACCUUUCGAAUUGAUGUUACCAGGAGAAGGUCAAACCACAAGCUCUAACGUGUAGAAUGUUGUGCAUGAGUGUCAAGUUUGUGCAUAGAGUUUCUCCUGGAAAGUCUUUUGCACGUCCUGGAACACCAAUACGAAAACAACGACGAAGUAUGGCUCCUCCUUUGGCUGCAAUGCCAGAUGUUCGGACCCCUCGUGUUCUAAGUAUUCAAUCCCACACUGUGCAGGGUUACGUAGGGAACAAAGCCGCAGUUUUUCCUUUGCAGUUGCUGGGAUUCGAAGUAGAUCCCAUCAAUUCUGUACAGUUCUCUAACCACACAGGUUACUCGAUAGUCCGGGGUCAAGUGCUUGACGGAGACCAAUUAUGGGCUCUGAUAGAAGGGUUGGAAGCGAAUGACCUUCUAUACUAUACCCACCUUCUGACUGGAUAUAUAGGUUCUCUUUCGUUUUUGGAAAUGGUUCUUCAAGUCUUACAGAAGCUUCGCGCUGUAAAUCCCAACCUUAUCUAUGUAUGUGAUCCUGUUAUGGGCGACGAAGGCAAGUUUUAUAUCAAACCCGAGCUCGCGCCUGUAUUUCGCUCGAAGGUGGUACCCGUCGCAUCAAUGCUUACGCCAAACCAGUUUGAACUAGAAAUUUUGACAGGUUCUAGCAUCCGAACAGAGAAGGAGGCUUUGCAAGCUUGUGAGACUCUCCAUGCCUUGGGACCGUCUCAGGUUAUCAUUACAAGCUUAGACAUUGACAACAAGUUGCUGUUGAUAGGCAGUGAUAAGCCUAACAAGGAUGAACCAGCCAAGCAAUUUCGGAUCAGCAUGCCCAAAAUUCCAGCGUAUUUUACGGGCACUGGAGAUUUAAUGACUGCCCUUCUCUUAGGUUGGAGCUAUAAAUAUCAAAACGAUCUAGCCAAAGCAGCGGAGCUUGCGGUUUCGAGCCUUCAGGGAGUGCUACGUCGGACAAUAAGUGAUUACGAAGAGGCUGGAGUGUCGCCAAACUUGAAGCAACUUGAGCUGCGACUUGUACAAAGUCAAACGGAAAUCUCAUCUCCCAAGCUUGCUUACCGGGCUGAGAAGUUGUAGUCUUUUCCCAGAACUUAGACGAUUAUAAACUGAAAGCUCUACAAGAUGUAUAUUCCCUUUUUGUAAUGAUACAAGCAAAACUUGUGAUAUCGUCGACCUCUUUAUUUCGACGUAUAUCAUUUAAGUUAUUGCAAGCUUAUUUUUUGUAUCGUC
This is a messenger RNA of Marchantia polymorpha subsp. ruderalis, 1572 nucleotides long. Lineage: Eukaryota; Viridiplantae; Streptophyta; Marchantiopsida; Marchantiales; Marchantiaceae. The record is from the annotation of a GenBank genome assembly.